This is a messenger RNA of Capronia coronata CBS 617.96, 939 nucleotides long. RefSeq lists its product as uncharacterized. NCBI's taxonomy places the organism in Eukaryota, Fungi, Ascomycota, Eurotiomycetes, Chaetothyriales, Herpotrichiellaceae. Bases 1 to 939 code for a protein of 312 amino acids. The record is from RefSeq and is a predicted model, not a curated record. The transcript is spliced from 3 exons.
AUGUCGACAACCGCUCUAGAAGCCCCUGGCACCACUGAUGGGACUAUCAAGAUAUCGAACACCUUUGAAAAGCCACAGCUGGUGCGACUUGACGCAAAUGAUGAGCUGACCACGCCGACGGCAAUAGUCGAGGGUAUCCGACGUGAUGGUGGCAUCAUAGUCAAAAAUCUCAUCAGCAAAGAUCUGGCGCUUCAGAUCAAAAAGGAACUCAAACCACAUUUUGACAACGACCGCAUCGAUCCGACGGGUUUCUUUCCCGAGACAACCAAAAGAGCCAGUGGAUUGGUGGCCAUUUCUCCUGGAUGCGUCGAAUACCUGACAACUCCGCUCCUGAUUGAGGUUGUGAAUGCACUUUUGACUUCAACCUAUACCUUUUGGCUCGGCAAAAAGCAGAGAACUGUGACAUCUAAGCCGCAGAUCUCUUCGACCACAGCCUUCAGAGUCAAUCCUGGCGGCAGGGCACAAGAGCUUCAUCGGGAUGAUGCAGAUUUACACACACGCAACAUCGACCACCCAGCCCUUCUUGGCUGCAUAGUGGCGAUCACGCAAAUCACCCAAGAGAAUGGAGCCACUCAGGUCAUUCCAAGAUCCCAUACCUGGGGUCCAGAGAGGGCGCCAGAGGUCUAUGAGGCCGUGCCUGCCGAAAUGGAGAUUGGCGAUGCUCUCCUGUUCCUGGGGAAUACCUACCAUGGCGGUGGUGCAAACACCACCAAGGACGAGGUGCGAGAGAACGUCGGCUUGUUCUUCACCAAAGGCUAUUACCGACAGUCCGAAAAUCAAUACCUCAUGGUUCCGCCAGAGCAAGCCAGGUCGCUGUCUACCCAAGUCAAAAGACUUCUCGGAUAUGGUAUCAGCCCUCCAGGAGUGGGCUUUUACCAUUAUCAAGAUCCAAUGAGAGUCUUGUAUGGAGUCGAGGAUGACGAGACGGUUGAUCUGUAG